Molecule: messenger RNA, 894 nt
Organism: Daldinia decipiens
Lineage: Eukaryota; Fungi; Ascomycota; Sordariomycetes; Xylariales; Hypoxylaceae
Product: glycoside hydrolase
Exons: 1
Coding region: 44-832 (262 amino acids)
Source: RefSeq, a predicted model, not a curated record
CAUUAUACUCAGUCAACAUAUUGGCGAAAAUCAAGAAAACAGGAUGAUAUCGAAAACGAUCCUCUAUGGUCUUGUCCUUACCAGCAGCGCACCGGCAGCUUUGGGUCACUGGACCUACAGUCGACUAAUUGUGAACAAUGAAGUCGUUGGAGAGCCCUGGCAGUAUAUCCGCCAGCAUAAUAACUCAAAUGCGCCAUUGACGAAUGUGAACUCAAUUAACUUCCGGUGUAACGUGGAUGCCAAACCAGCCGAGACUCACACGGUGCGCGCCGGCGACAAGGUCGGUUUCAGGAUCAACAAACACUUCGGCCACCCAGGAAUCCAACAGGUAUAUCUAUCUAGAGCACCUGAAGGUAUCACGGCCGCUGAUUACGAUGGGUCUGGGGGUUGGGCCAGGGUCUACUCGCUCACAUCGUCGCCAACCAAUUCCACCAAUUCCUCUUCUACUAAUGACGAUAAGAUUCUCACGUGGGCCACGCACAACAUCGAGACUUUCCGGUUCGCGCUGCCGACUUCGACUCCGCCAGGCGAGUAUCUCCUCCGAGCCGAGGGAUUGGCCUUACACGCGGCGCACAAAUGGGCGCAAGCCCAAUUCUACGUGUCGUGCGCACAGAUCAAAGUCGUUGCGGGGGAGGAAGAUGUGACUAAGACGGGCGCGGACGUAAGGGAGGAGGAUCUUGGUCCGCUAGUCAAGAUCCCCGGUAUGUACAGGGGGGAUGAGCCGGGGAUACUGAUCCCGGUAUUCUGGUCUUCCUUGACGAAUUACACGGCUCCUGGGCCGGCUUUAUGGCCGGAGGGUACCCAGGAACAGCAUAUUGUUGAGCAGCUUUAGGGUUUAUUUCCUCUAUUAAACGAUAUGAGGGUAGCCGAGUUGUAAAUAUAGGGAUAGGAUGG